AUGCUAUUGGUAAAGAACCUAGAGCAGAAACAUACCAAACAAGCGCUGAUUUCAUUUGGCUUUCAGAGACCAUUGUUAAAGCAAAACAUUGAUGAGCAUCCGAAGUGGCAAGAGGUUCACAUGGAGGUGGAAGAGAUAUGGUUUCGAUUGGGCGAUACUGUUAAGAAAUGGAAUGAACGGGUUGAAGUUGAGUUGGGUGUAGGUAGAUGGGUUGAAUAA
Sclerotinia sclerotiorum 1980 UF-70 is the source of this 219-nucleotide messenger RNA. RefSeq lists its product with no specific name. The record is from RefSeq and is a predicted model, not a curated record. The transcript has a single exon. NCBI's taxonomy places the organism in Eukaryota, Fungi, Ascomycota, Leotiomycetes, Helotiales, Sclerotiniaceae. The coding region runs from base 1 to 219 and encodes 72 amino acids.